Messenger RNA from Eruca vesicaria subsp. sativa (arugula), 426 nucleotides. The record is from the annotation of a GenBank genome assembly. NCBI's taxonomy places the organism in Eukaryota, Viridiplantae, Streptophyta, Magnoliopsida, Brassicales, Brassicaceae.
AUGUCAGUGGCUUCAAUAGUCGCAUUCUGGGACAUAGACCAAUGUAUGCUUGGUGAUCACAAUGCAUGUGUGGUGACGCAGAGAAUCAAAAAGGCCCUUUUUGAUGCUGGUCAUCGUGGUAAGGUCACAAUCAUGGCAUAUGGUGAUGAGAAAGAUCAUGACUUUCUCUCGGCUGGAGUUACCUUCACUCACUUUCCAGCAGGAGAUGACGUUGCGCGGCACACCAAGAUGCUCGAAGACAUUCGUUCCUGGUCAUGUAAUAAUCCCAAUCCAUCAAACCUGUUCCUAAUCAUGGGAGACCCCUCAAUUGAGGACUUCCUCCCCUAUAUUCAAACUCUGAAGAGUUCUAGACACUACAAGAUUCACUAUGUACAUCCAUGUCAAGUUCAGGAAAACAGUACUCCUUGCUUGAAUAAAUUGAAUUAA